ACCAUUUGCGAUUAUUCUAACAUGGCCGCAUGUUAGUUGCUGAUUUUUCUUUAUUGUUUGCCAACGUUUGUUAAAGAUUUAGUAGUGGUGUUUGUUUGAAAGAUAAAGUUUUACACAACGUAAAAAAGUAGGUAGAAACAUUGUUAGUGGCGGGCAUCCACAUCUAAUUUUUUUUUGGAUAAUUUGUACCGGUCUUCGUCUUGUUGAUCUACUCCUCCCUAUUGAGGUAUUUAGAUUGCUAAAUAAAAUAGGAACUUCUCAUUACGUAUUUUGAUUGUUUUGAAGAAAAAAAUGUUGCAAGAGCAUCAUCAUAUGUCCCAGAAUGGAAUGCAGAGGAAUGCUAGAAUGGGAAUACAACAAAUGGGCCCACCCCCUAACCAGAGAACAAUGUUGAUGAGUAUACCAGCUCCUGGUGUUUUGGUGUCGAUGUCUCCUGGACCUGGACCAACUCUCAUUACGACCACUUCGAUUCCACAACAGCCACAGCCUAAGCCCAAUAUGCAACAAGUCUACCAUUAUGAAAAUGCCAGCCAACCUACAGAAGCAGAUCAACACAGUACUGAACAUCAAAACUGUUCAAACACUAAUACUUUGUCUACGCCCAAUGUUACUUUGGCAAACAUAAAAGAAAAAACACCAAUGUGUUUGGUAAAUGAAUUAGCAAGAUACAACAAAAUUCAACACCAAUACCGACUAACUGGGGAACAGGGACCUGCUCACAAGAAAGUAUUCACAGUUACCUUGAAACUCGGUAACGAGGAGUAUGAAGCCGAGGGGCCCAGCAUUAAAAAAGCGCAGCAUUCUGCGGCUGCCCAAGCUUUAUCUAAAACUGAAUUUAAACACCCACCGCCUAAAACGAUCAGGAAUCGCCCUGGUACUCGCCCUCCGAACCCGGGAAUCGUCACACCUACAGUCGAACUGAACGCUCUCGCUAUGAGAAGAGGCGAACGUACCGUGUAUGUAAUCGAAAACGGGGGUGCACCGCCACAUCAGGGUUACUUAACUCAACCAGGGUACUAUCCUCGUCAUAACCUCUACAAUGCUCAGAUGCAGCCUCAGAGAUACGGAUAUGAUGCUCGCCGGAACAUAAGAGGAAAUUAUCCAUAUGACAACAGAUACUACGGGCAGUUCAGACCUAGCGCGCCCCACAAUGCUGGUGAUCCAUAUACAGUGCGUUUGCGAGUCGGAGAAAGGGAAUACCCGGGUCAAGGUUAUACUGUCCAAGCUGCCAGACACGAUGCUGCCACCAAAGCCAUUGAACACAUCAAACAACUAGGUGAUCCAGAACAAUCCUCUGUGUCUAUGUCACCUGAUCAUUCGCAGCAAAUACCAAACGAAACCAUGCAGCAAGGAAGUGUCGGGGACAUUAAUUCAGACUUGAAGUCCCCUAUUUCUCUCGUAUACGAAAUAGCUUUAAAGAGAAACCUCAGCGUCAUAUUUGAAGUCCUCAGCGAAAAGGGACCUCCACACAUGAAAGUAUUUGUAACUCAAUGUCGUGUAGGCACCUUUAUAGCCGAGGGUGAAGGAAACGGUAAGAAGAUUUCGAAGAAACGUGCCGCUGAGAAGAUGCUAGAAGAACUGUCUAAACUUCCUCCACUUCCCAACGUGGUGAACAUAUCACAGCUGAAAAGGAAGCGGGUACCUAAUAAGAAGAAAACACGCAAUUUGAUUAAAGUCAAUACGGAUAAAACGACUGAAGUGGCCGAGGAGAUUAAUCCCAUAUCUCGGCUAAUUCAAAUUCAGCAAGCUAAUAAAGAAAGAGAGCCGGUAUAUACUGUUUUGGAAGAACGCGGAGCUCCCAGACGACGAGAGUUCGUUAUUGAAGCUUCCGUAAAUGGACAUUCUUGUACUGGAGUGGGACCCAAUAAAAAGGUUGCUAAACGAAACGCUGCGGAAGCUUUGUUGAUUGAAUUGGGUUACAACAGUUCCGCUAACGCUAAACAGCCGAGCAAAGAAAAGGAAGAUGCAGCGAUGCAUUCUAACGAUAAGAAUCGCAAAGUAACAUUCGUUGAAGAAUCCCAAGAGAAUCAACCAACUCAGUCUGUCGGAGGUAGCGGUGGUCGCCAAUUGGUGCCAGGAGUUCUGCUGGUUACAGAACAAGCUGGUUUCCAAAAACAAAAAGAUAACUCGGAAAAGCCUUUGCAAACUCAACAAACCCAGAUAAAGCCACCUUCUACUAUACAAGGCGUUCGUUCAAAAGACAAAUUAUUGUAUCUAGCUCAGUUAAUGCAUAUUCAGGUCCAGUUCUCAGAUUUCCCAAAAGCAAAUCAUGAAAUGUAUUUGACUUUAGUGUCUUUGAGUACAAAUCCACCACAAGUAUGUCACGGUGAAGGUCCCACCACCGAAGCUUCUCACGAGAAAGCCGCUCUUGAAGCUCUCAAAGUGUUAUCCGAAUUGGGUCUAGAUAUUGCUCCCAAGGAUGGUUCGUCUGGUCCCAACGGAGACAAUGCUUCCCCUGUCGUAGCUAAUAAGGGGUCAGUACACCAAAACGGUGUCAAGAAGUAAACUUUGAACUCUACGUAAGCCUGUACCAAUGGCUCCCGUUGUAGAAUUGCAUCUCUCCCUUAGUGAUUGCUUUUUUUCGUCAUUGGUACAGAACAAUUAUACAUGAGUUCCAUGUGGCCAUGUAUUUACAUUUAAAAUAACUAUGAAUUAUUGUUUUUAUUAUUUCAUGUGAUUUCAUUAACAUAUGAUGUUAUAUGAAAUGAAUUCAUGUAUCUAUGUAUAAUUCUGGUUAUUGCUUAGGCACUGUAUGUUCCCAAUCAGUGCUCCUACCCAUUUUCAUUUUCGUGGGCAGAAAAAGAAAUUGGGUGACAGUAGUUCAGAAUUGGUUUUACAAAAUUGUAAUUCGUUUAGGGUUCGAAUAAUCUCGGUGUUGUCGAACUAUUUUUAAAUAUUUUUAUAACGAAGACCUUCACACGGAUGAUUAAGUACAAAGUUGUAGAAAGAAAAUUAGACAGUAUUAAGUACAUAAUGUGUAAUUUUGAAUCUCGCUAAAUGCAGAAAUCAAUUUACUUUUUGAACGCAAAUACUGAGGCAUAAACUUUAUUUAGACUAAGUUUUAAACGACUUUUUAAAAACCCGUUUAUAUAAAUCUUUGUUUUUAUAUAAGUAAAAAAAUAGAAAAAGAUAGUUAUACAAGUAUACUUUGAAAUGUUUUUCUUUAUGAAAAUUUGAAUUGAUUUUGUAAUGCUAAUGCUAUUUGCUUGUACCCGUAGAUAUAUCGAGGGCAACGUUUAAAUGAAAUAACGUAAAAUAUUUAAAAUAGUUCGUUUGCACUAUUAGUUGUAUCUUUAUUCCAAUAUUUCAUGUAGGUAUUUAAAACACGUAUAUGAAAUACUUUGAAGUGUCCACAUUGUGAGUAAUAUAGCAUAAUGUUGAAUAUACUUGUUAAAAAUAUAAUGGUUUCGGACCCUAAUAUUAACCUAUAUUUAUUAUGUUAUACCGUUUUUAAAGCUAGUAUUUGCUAACCGUUUUCUGACAAAAUGCACGUAUAUAAAUAUUGUCAGGGAAUGUAAUAUGUUAGUUGUUCUCUAGAUGCGAUGCAAUUCUGAUCUGCUGAUCAAUUUACACUACUUUUUUUUGGAGAUUGAUUUCAAUAUUCCUGGGGCAUUGAAUGUAUGUAAAUAUGUUCAUUAAGUAUGUUUACUAAGGAAACUGAUUUUUUUUAAGUUGUGUGUUCAAAGUAUUACUUUUAUUUUAUUUUAGCUAUCCAUUAAUCCUGCAGAUAGAUUUAUGUAGUGUGGUUCCGUGCUAGAUUUAUUAUGGCAUCAUAAAUGGAAAACCGUUAAAAUUGUUUAUUUGUAUUGGAAAAAAAAGUUUAAGUUUUAUUGUGAAUAGUUUUGUUAAUUUUUAAGGUUUACAGAUUGGGUUCAUGACUAGUUUUAACCUAUAUUUACUUAGAUAUUAUUUCCAUAUAAUAUUUCGCCGGACAUGCAGGAUUAAUUGUUUUUAUUUUUUAACUGACUUUUAUGCAACCGCCUCUGUAUUGAAUUUGAAAUCAAUAAACAUUAUCACACAA
This is a messenger RNA of Phyllotreta striolata, 4021 nucleotides long. The record is from the annotation of a GenBank genome assembly. Lineage: Eukaryota; Metazoa; Arthropoda; Insecta; Coleoptera; Chrysomelidae.